Messenger RNA from Symbiodinium sp. CCMP2456, 3051 nucleotides. NCBI's taxonomy places the organism in Eukaryota, Dinophyceae, Suessiales, Symbiodiniaceae. The record is from the annotation of a GenBank genome assembly.
AUGGCGGACACCUCCUCCUGGCUGGAGGCCAUGGCCACGCCGCCGCCCAGGCCCGAGCCCAAGAAGCCCGCCAGGCCGUCGCCGCCCCCUAAGGCCGAGACGGACCAGGGGGCGGACUGGACCCCCCCGGCCCAGAAGUGGCAGCGCACGGGGAAGGGCAAGAAGGGGCAGAAAGGCCAGAAAGGCGGCAAGAAGGGCAACAAGGGCGCCGGGAAGGGCCAAGAGCGCCAACGUCGCCAGGACGAGCAGCGCCGCGACCAGGCCUGGGACGACUCAUGGUGGGCGUCGUCGUCCUGGAGCUCUGGCUACGACUGGGAAACGCCAGGCCGCGACCAGGGCGGCAAGGGCGAGAAGAAGCGCGCCAACGCCAGGCGGUCCAUCAUCGUCCUGUCCGCCUUCGACGGCAUCGGCGCCUCACACUGGCUGGUCGCCAAGGCCUUCGGAAGGCCCUUGCUAGCGGUCUCCUGGGAGGUCGACCGGGCGUGCAAGGCGCUCGUGCAGAAGGCCAUGCCCUGGGUGGAACACCGAGGCGACUUCACUCGGGACUCGCCGAAGGACGUGGCCGACCUCAUCGUGGACGCCGACCCCGACGCCCUCGCCCUGAUCGUCUGGUGCGCGGCGCCGCCGUGCCAGGACUUCUCCCGGAUCGGCCAGGGAGAAGGCCAUCUGGGCGACAGGGGCAGGCUUUUCCAGGACGCCGUGGAGUUCAUGCACGAGCUCCGCGCCCAGGUGCCUAAGCACCGCUUUGGCUUCCUUUACGAGAACGUCGACAUGGACCGGGCGGCCGCCCAGGUGAUUUCUGACGGGCUCGGGGUCCGUCCAAUCUUCGCCUGCCCCUCCGACUUUGGCUGGGUGUCCAGGCCGCGCCUGUGGUGGACCAGCGUGGACUGGACAAGGUUCCAGGUCGACCCCGACGACGGGACUCCUCUGGAGUGGGCGAAGAAGGGCCGAUGGGAACGCCUUCGCCUGGCCUCCGCCAGGCCGUCGGCAGACACCUUCGACUUAGGUGGCUUGGCUUUCCACCCCGCCGUCGCGACGGGUCGGCGCCUCAUGCCGUGCGCCACAACGCCGGCUCCCACCGACGAAGGCCGGCCCAAACCUCGGGCCACCAGGGGGAAGACGUCCAAGGACACCGACGCCAGGUGGAGCGAAGGCAAUCGCCAAUACGCCCCGUGGCACUACCAGCUCGAGGCCAUGCUCCAGGACAGCCAGGGCGUCCUGCACCUCCCCACGGCAGAGAUCAAGGAGCAGCUGCACGGCAUCCCCACCGGUUACACGGCCCAGGCGGGGGCCGACGACAGGACCUCUACCUUGCGGUGGUUGACCCAGGCCUGGGCGGGUCGCCCGUGGGACUUCUCCCCUCCGCCCCGGCCGCCCCCGCCAGUCCUGGGCGAGGGCCUCGACAUGGGGCAGCAUUGGGCAUCCGCGCCGCUUAUGCAGCACUCUUUGACCAGGCGCCCAGAGCUGGAGCCGGCCCUCGCAGCGGUUAUCCACCUCCGACGGCAGUGGCGACACGACCUUUGCCGCAUCCGCCGGGAGGUCGUCGCGGAGAUCCUCGCCUUGGUAGAGGAGCGCGAGGACGACACACGGGCCUGGCUCCAGGAGCUACCGGCCCAUGUCAGGGCAACCUACACGACAUCUGACCGCCCCAGGCCUUUUCAGGGGCCGACCUUCCUGGGCCUGCUCCGCGACCUCGGCUACCCCGCGACCGCGGACCUCGAGGAGGACCUGCGCCUGGGCUUCGACAUGCUCGGCCCGGUCCGCCGCGCACCUGGUUGGAAGCCGCGGGUUGACGGGCGUUAUUCCAACCCCUCGAGCAUGGACCGCCUGCGACAGGAGAACCCGCCCUACGUCGCGGCCAAAUGCUCCAGGGGGCGCUCUGGCGUCCACACGACGGCCCUCCUGGACGAACUGGUGCAAGAGGCCCGCCUAGGUCGUGUCAUCGGCCCUUGCGCCGCUCCCGACCACUGGUCUGUGGCAGCAUCGGCGCUGCCCUGGACGGCCGACAUGCACACACUGCGCCGGCCGCCGCUGGGCGACUGCUUCGCCGCCCUCUCCUUCGCCAUUUGCCAGAUCGACGAGAACGGGGAGCUCAAGCUACGGCGGGGCGAGGAUUGGCGCCGCUCGGGCCACAACGCCACCAUGAGCGCCGAGGAUGUGCCCACCCGCCACUUCCUGGGCGACAUUGUCGACUUCAUCCUGGCCGCCUGGCAUGAGGGCUGGGACCCUAAGGUUUUCGGCCAUGACCUUCAGAACGCCUACCGCCAGUGGGCGGUGCGCUUCCCUGGUCACUGCGGGACCUUCCUCCCCACCGACCAGGGCGUGACCCUCUGCUUCGGGGCAGCAGCGAGCGUCUGGAACUUUAACAGGGCAGCCGACGCCGUCCAGAUGCUCAUGCGGGCGCUCCUCCUGGUGCUCCUGGGCCACUUCGUCGACGACUUCAACGGCGCCGACGACAACCACACGGCCGACUCCGCCCACUACGCCGUGGCCGAGCUCUUCGCGGCCCUCGGCCUCCAGACCAAGCCCUCCAAGGCGCAGACGCCGGACAAAGAGCACAUCGUCCAGGGCGUCCAGCUCCACAUCGGGGCGGAAGGGGUGUGGCUUAGCCCGACAGAGGAGCGCAGGAGGAAGAUCCUGGCGCAGAUCGACGAGUCGACCUUCGGCUGCACCGGGCGGGCCGCCAUCAAGCCCCUCUACUCGCGGGCGGCGGACACCGCGGCCAAUUCCGCGGACGCCUUGUCCGUGGGGCUGCGCGCCGCGCUGUCGGCGCUCAGGCGGCUGGUGGGGCAGUCCCGCCCCAGGCUGGUCCCGUGGCCCGGGCGGGUGCGGGGCCCGUUCCCCGUGCUAUACGCAGACGCCUUCUUCUUGGACGGCGAUCUACGCCGCAAGCCUGGGCACAUCGAGCCGGGGGACAAUGUGCCCCAGGACGCCAGGUGGCGGAACGGUUGGGGCUUUGUGCUGCUCUUGGGCGACCACGUCUUCUACGACUUUGGCGUCAUCAAGCCCGAGCUCCUCACGCCUUUCGCCGCCAGGAAGGCCUUCAUCUAC